AUAAAUAUUUCAUCUGAUCGAAAAAAAGUAAACGUCAUUCAAUUUGUCAAUUCAUCAUCAGUUUUUUCUCCUGUUUUUGAUCUUUGUAAAUAUAUACGCCUCAUUUGAUUGUUUUUGAACAAGAUUUUUUUUGAUUCAAUUGGAACUUGUUGAUUUUACCGACCUUUCGAGAAUUUCAAAAAUGAAAUUUUUAUCCACUACUCAAUAUUUAUUAUUAAUUUUAUCAUCAUCAUGUUUGAUGAUAACUACAGUGUCGACUAUUGAAUCGACUGAUUCUCAACAACCAAAUCCAACCAUUUCAAAAUCGAAUCAAAAUAAAUUGAAACAACCUAGUUCGAAAACAUCAUUGAUUGUAAUCAAUGAAGAUGAUUGGGAUCAAAUGCUUCAAGGUGAAUGGAUGGUUGAAUUUCACGCUCCUUGGUGUCCGGCUUGUCGAGCUUUGCAACCUGAAUGGAAAUCAUUUUCAUUUUGGGGUUCAGAUCUUGGUAUUAAAGUUGGUGCCGUAGAUGUAACGGCUAAUCCUGGUUUAUCCGGUCGUUUUAUGGUUACUGCUUUGCCUUCAAUUUAUCACGUCAAAGAUGGUAUAUUUCGUCAAUAUAAAGGAACACGUGAUGUGAAUACAUUUGUUAGUUUUAUUGAAGAGAAAAAAUGGCAAUCAAUUGAACCGAUUAGUUCAUGGAAAUCACCAAAUUCAAUCCCAAUGUCGAUUGUAUCGAAUUUUUUCAAAAUAUCUAUGACACUUCGAGCACUACAUAAUAGUCUAGUCGAAGAUUAUGGCAUUCCAUAUUGGGGAUCAUAUAUUUUAUUUGCAUUCGUAACGAUUUUGUUCGGUGCAAUGCUUGGAUUACUUAUUGUUGGCGCCAUUGACAUUAUCUAUCCUGCCAAACCUAGUGAUGAUAUUUUGCGACAACCAUCAACACAGGGUGAUCUUAUUGAUGAUACUGAAGAUAAUAUGCAAAACAAACGUAAUAAGCAUCAUAAUGAUGACGAUGAUGAUGAUGAUACCGAAAAAGAUCGAACCGAUGAAGAUGAUUAUGAUGAUGAAGAAGAAGAAGAAGAAGUAGAAUAUAGUGAUGAUGAUGGACCACAAAUCGAAGAAGUUAUCGAGGAUAAAUCGGUUGAAAGUUCACCCGAACAAAAACCACGUCAACGUAAAGCUAGACGAGAUUGAUUUUUUGAAGAUUUAAAGAUGGCGGGAACAAGAAACAAACAUGAUAUUCUCAAAUCCAGAAAUUUAUUGCAAAUUAUAAUUACAAUAUGAUGUUUAGAUUAAAAAAAACACAC
Dermatophagoides pteronyssinus (European house dust mite) is the source of this 1284-nucleotide messenger RNA. RefSeq names its product thioredoxin-related transmembrane protein 1. Gene Ontology annotation, molecular function: disulfide oxidoreductase activity. The record is from RefSeq and is a predicted model, not a curated record. NCBI's taxonomy places the organism in Eukaryota, Metazoa, Arthropoda, Arachnida, Sarcoptiformes, Pyroglyphidae. Gene Ontology annotation, cellular component: endomembrane system.